Strongylocentrotus purpuratus (purple sea urchin) is the source of this 2076-nucleotide messenger RNA. RefSeq names its product PHD finger protein 24 (gene phf24). Gene Ontology annotation, molecular function: calcium ion binding. The transcript is spliced from 6 exons. The coding region runs from base 722 to 2053 and encodes 443 amino acids. The record is from RefSeq and is a predicted model, not a curated record. Lineage: Eukaryota; Metazoa; Echinodermata; Echinoidea; Camarodonta; Strongylocentrotidae.
AGUGCUUCACUCUUAUUCGGAGCGCAGUGGGGUAGGAGCAGCUUCAUCGCACUGCGGAGCUUUUAGUGAUUCGGGAUCAAUUAUUAUUCUGGGAUAUUUCGAUGAGAUGUUAUUGGAAAUCGUCAACGCACUUACUCCCACUUUAUCAGAUCGUGGUUCGAUUACUGAACAAAUUUGCACAGCCGAUCGCGGGUAAUUUUACAACUUGGAAACGAGAUAAUUAAAGGCUCUUAUUCUCUUGAACUCUGGAAUCAUUACCAUGAUAACCGCGUCCAUUGAGGUCGAGCAAUUGUGACCUUAAUUAUUCCCGACUUGAGGUUCGUAUUUUUCUUCAAUUUUGUUUCUUUACCUCUCCUGGUAUGACGUACAUGAGACUUGUUUCCACGGAAGAAUAGACCACAAGCUGCUGACAACACUUCACACUUGUGUAACCAGUCUUGUUAAUACCAAUUGAUAACCAGUUGAUGGACAUCGCCGCGUCUCACCACUAAGCCUCUUAUAUCUGCAUUGUUACUCUUCGCUUAGGGUUCUGACCCCUUCAGGCUUAAUGUUCCGUUUAGAAUCGUCGCCUGGCAGUUAUAAUGGAAUGAGUUGAUUAUAUUUUGAAUGGAGGGUAGCACUGGAUAACCAACAUCCAGACGUAUUAAUCUUUAUUAAGCUGAUUGGAAACGCGUGAACAUUUGGAAUCCGUGAGGCUGGUUGAAGCCGACACCCGACCAAAAUGGGGGUGACGGUGAGUAAGAACGAGGGGACGAACACAAGGACUAGUAAACCCCUGCAGGAUUUCAAGAAGGUGUCAACAAGGGUAGGAAAGAUCGGAGUCCUAGCCCGACAGGCCCGGCUCAAGAGCGAAUCGAAAAACGGGGACGCGGUACCGACAUAUUCCUCAACUUCUCAUGGACACAGGGAAGAUUUAACUCUUCAGCCUAAGAAUGACCAUACCUCAUAUCGGAGACCUUCCGUUGCUCAGUUCUACGACGGGGACGAUACAGGACAUACUCUAGUAUACAAGGACACUGCCGACGCUUGGGCGGCGCUCAGGGCAGGUACGGUCGUGGACAGUGUGGAGGAAAUUCCCGAAACUGAAAUAAGUGUGGUGGAAAGUACACUUGGAGGGUACAAGACGGUGGAGAAAACGCGGGGAGCAACGGGGACGCAUCAUGUCAUGAGCGAUGGCGAGUUCGACAGCGGGACCGACUCCACCUAUUUGGGGAGUAUCAGAGACCAGCCUUUAUCGUCGAGCAAGGAUGAUGAUUUCAUCAUUCCUUUCUCGGACGGCGUCGAACCCGACGGAUGGAAAGAGAAGAUUGAAUCGGAGCAGAAAUGCACCCUCUGCGAGACCAACACAGGGCACGAGCUAUUCCCGUGCCGGAUAUGCACACUCGUCUUCCACGAACCCUGCAUGAAAAGAAAGGGCCAACUCCACGACAACGAGUCCAUCAAGGCGCUACGUCAGGCAAACACCAAUAUCGGCUGGUCGUGCAGCGAAUGCGAGAAUCUGGGGCAACUCCUUAGUGAUGAUGAGAUGUUUGAACUGAUGGAGAUUUUCGAGAGAUGCGACGUCGAUUCAGAUGCAACGAUCUCGCUUGAGGAGUUCAUCGAGUACCGGCAACUGGUGAUCAAAGAACACGAGAACCGUCCUCUCACCGAGGACGAGAUCGAGGACGAAACUCGCAACUUCAAGUCGAUGGACACCGAUCGCACAGGGAACCUAUCAUGGUGGGAGUUUCUUAACCACGAAGCUAUCAGAAGACUAGCAACUAGGUCAAAGAGAAAGUUGGUUCAAGUGCUGAAACCGAAGGAGAUCCAGGCACUGAGGUCGAACUUCGUCGUCUUCGAUACGGACGGUGACGGAUGCGUGACGGAGUACGAGGCAAGACGAGCCUUCAAAAGCUGGUUCUCAAAGUUCAUCGAAGACCCUUACGAGAUGUCACCAAGUGCACAACGUCGUCUCGGUAGCCAGACAUCGUUAAGAAUGACAUCAGAGCUAGCUACACAUGUUGAUACAAACACUGGACUACUGAUGGGGGCGGAUAGUGAUCGAUCAGGGUAAGAUAUUAAGAUUUACAAUCCAAG